This is a messenger RNA of Leptinotarsa decemlineata (Colorado potato beetle), 1049 nucleotides long. Its product is annotated as distal membrane arm assembly component 2. Lineage: Eukaryota; Metazoa; Arthropoda; Insecta; Coleoptera; Chrysomelidae. The record is from RefSeq and is a predicted model, not a curated record.
AAAUAAAGUUGGGAGUUAUUUAUUGAUGGUCAUCCUGCAGUUGUUUUUCUAAAAAUAUAAAAAUUCAUGAAGUCUAAGAUGUAAGGUUAUGUAUUACGUUUUCCAAGACAACUUUUUUAGAAUUUAUAAUUCCUAACUUCGACAGUAAUAGGUUUUAAAAAUGUACAAAUUUGUUAACGGCUCUAGAUUUACUCGCCAGUCAGUAUUACGUCAAUGUUGCUGUGGAAUGUCGAAAAAUAGUGAUACAGAAGAUCCUGGAAAAGCCCUAGUAGUAAAAGAUCUUCGAUCGAAAUUGAAAGAAUCCAAUUCAGUAACAUCAGAUCAAAUGCAGUGGAGAACUUCUUGGCAUCAGGAGCAAGGAGAGCAUUAUAGUUUUCUAAGAACAUUUUAUAAGGAAUCAAAUAACAGAAGUUUACUUCAAAAAAUACAAAGCCCUAUUGAUUUUUCACCCUCGGGGAUUAAGAAAUGGUGGGGUAAAAAGGUUGAUGAAUACGAAAUAAUUUCACAGUCGUAUAUUCCAGAAAGACAUCAAAUUCUUGGAAAUGAAUUAGCAGCUGCUCAUUUUAUCGUUUACCGAGGGGGUGCAGUGAAGUUCUUCAAUGAGGAUAAAUGGAUUAAAGCUAAUGAAUAUAAAGAAUAUAGUCUGCCUCGACAUUAUCAGACAGAUAAAUAUCUUCAAGCUAUAGAUUGUUCCAACAUGAACCUUCGAUAUGAAGGUCUUGUCAACAUCCGAGGUCUGAAAAAAGUGGAGUGGUUAAGUCUUAAUGGUUGUGACAAUAUGGACGACUGGUGUCUUGAUACAAUUAGUAAUAUUUUCAGCCACAGUUUGUUAUAUUUAGAUUUGAGAAAUUGUCCCAAGAUUACUUAUCGGGGAAUUGGAGCAUUGUAUAAGAUGCAAAAUUUAAAAAUUUUGUAUUUAGAUGACUUUUUAAAAUCUACUGUUUAUGAAUUGACUUGCUUGAUGUUACAAGAAGUGAAUCCUGAUCUAGAUAUUAAGAGUGACCCUGUGACAUUUGAAAUAAGUUAAUAAAUCGUUCAAUUUGUAAAUC